AUGGGUGUUGGAGCGGUCCUCGAACCGCUAGUAGUCAUUAUCCUACUGUUUGGAGGCACAUGGAUCAACCGUACAACUGGUACAAACGCUCACCGUCAUUUUGCUCGCCGGAAAUCCGCAGACUUGGUGCGGGCAGCCUCACCUGAUUCCCUCGAGUCCGGAUACUCAAGUCCAACAACAAAGGAUGGACUUCUCACCCCGCGUUCCCGUUCACCCUUGCAUCAAAUUCCCGAUGGAUGGCACAAGCGACAGGUGGGAAUCUUGGGGUUGACCUUAGAGGUGUCAUCGCCAAAUACUGUUAUUUUCCAAGAUCGGUUGCUCAGUCGUCUGCUACGGAAGCUUCCUUUCUUGGUAGAAUGCUGGUACUGGGCCUUGGUAUACUGGACAUACCAGCUUGGCAGAGCCUUUACCGCCGUGACCCUCAAGGACGAUACAGUCGAUGUUGCGAGACGACAUGCCCUACAACUCAUCAAGAUUGAGCAGCGUCUAGAUAUAUUUUGGGAAACUGUCAUCCAGAGGAACUUCUUGCUCCAUCCCCGCGCGAUGAUUUGGAUCAAUUGGAUAUAUUCGUUCAUUCAUAUCCCCGGUACCAUCGCUUUCCUCGUCUGGCUUUAUUACUUCACCACCACGCGGAAUCGAGUCGACGAGACUCAGGCAGGAAAGCCCAGAGGCGCUGUGAGCGGGUCACCCGCAGGCCCUCUUCUAUACCAAGCGCGUCGACGGACGCUGGCUGUGUGCAACCUGCUCGCAUUUGUGGUGUUCACUCUGUGGCCUUGCAUGCCGCCCAGGUUACUAAGUGACACCAACAUCGGUGGGCAGGAGGGUGAGCUGGCUCGCAGUUAUGGCUUUGUUGAUACUGUGCAUGGUACCAAUGGAGCGGGCACCGCCAUGCCAUCCUUGCACUUCGGUUACUCUCUCAUGAUCGGUCUCACAAUCAUGACGAUCCCUCUGCCGCAGCAACGACGAACAGUACUGCGGACUCGCCUAACCCGAGUAAGGCUGACUCUUCCACCCUGGCGCCGCCUGAUGUGCCUUAUUCUCGGGUUUUCCUAUCCGUUCAUCAUUCUGGUAGCCAUUGUUGCCACGGCCAACCAUUUCAUCCUGGAUGCAGUGGCAGGAGCCUUGGUCUGCGCACUGGGAUGGCGGUUCAAUGGGAUGCUGCUUAAUUUGCUGCCGCUGGAAGACUACUUUCUGUGGCUUGUCCGUAUCCACAAACCGGAGCCAUCGCUUGUCACUGUCAUCCCUGAAAGCUUGGAUAGUCGGUCUUCUAGUGAGGGGUUAUGGAGUCAUGCUGUCAUCUCAUGA
This is a messenger RNA of Penicillium arizonense, 1305 nucleotides long. Its product is annotated as phosphatase PAP2 family protein. The transcript is spliced from 3 exons. Gene Ontology annotation, molecular function: inositol phosphoceramide synthase activity. The coding region runs from base 1 to 1305 and encodes 434 amino acids. Lineage: Eukaryota; Fungi; Ascomycota; Eurotiomycetes; Eurotiales; Aspergillaceae. Gene Ontology annotation, biological process: inositol phosphoceramide metabolic process; sphingolipid biosynthetic process. The record is from RefSeq and is a predicted model, not a curated record. Gene Ontology annotation, cellular component: inositol phosphoceramide synthase complex.